AUGGAGUCCAUUUUCUCAUACUACAUGGUCGAUAUGGAUAGUCAAGUGAAGCAAGUCUUUCAUGAAGACCGAUUUGAUAGCGAACAUAGGCUAGAGGAGGAGGAAAAUGACUUGGCUGAGAUUCAUGUCGCGAGGAAGCUUGCGGAUGCAGCCUUGCGGCACAUUGCAAACCCGUCUUGUCAGAAUCCACAUACUGUUCUGCUACAGUUGAAUGGGUUUCAUGAAGGCAAAAUCGAUACAAUCAUGACGGUGUGUCGCCCAAGCAAUAUACCAAAAUGGCAUCCUGUUAGGUGGAUACGCAGUCCCAAGCAAGGAUCGGAGAAUGAGGCAUCUCGAAACCCAACACCGACAAUCUGCGAGCAUGUGACCAGGUCAAGACCACCAAAGACUCGCCUCCGUAUCGAAGUCUAUCCCAGCGGCUCUUGGAAGCGACUACCUCCGGAACCGAUGGAUCGUAUGGCCAGCUAUGCAAUUUGUCCUAACACCGCCUUGCAGGAGGUCCUAACUGCAGAGGCCGUAUUGCUCGAGACGGCGGACCGACUAGAUCUUUCAGUAAAAGUGGUGAGAUCACUGCUCUGUCUGAUCGGUAGUCCAUUCCUCCAAGGAGCCUGGAAAUCAGCAGACAUAUUGUUUUCGAAGAACACCACGGAAGCCGAUGACGAGCAAAAGAAAAUCUACAUGUUGGAAGAGGUACAGACCAACGCUCUUGGGAAGUUGACCUCUCCCUCCAGCAAAAGAUCCGUUAUACUCGACCUCGGUUUGCUGCUCUGGGAAUCAUUUUAUGCACAGAAAAUCAACGUGACUGAAGAUGACGAAGAGGCCGACGAAGAGGACGAAACGUUACCACUCUUCAAUGCGCUGAAUCGUGAAAUGAACAAGGUGCGCCGGACAUGCGCUGGAGAUAACGUGCCGUGGCUGGACAUCAUUUCCAACUGUCUUAAUGCAUACAGUGAGGAUGAGUUGGAUAACGAAAAACUUCGCACCAAUCUAUACAUCACAAUCUUCAAGCCGCUGCGCGAGUGUCUGAAGUCUUACCAGCCUCGGAUUACCAACACCAAGGGAGUGGUUUCAAGACCGGUACCAUCUCCCUCGUUGAAAUCUCAUUUUAGCGAGAGGCAACAGCUUGACCAAAGAUAUAUCUCUGCAACUAUGAACACAGAAUCUCCGACACCAACGAUGCAAAUCGCAACAACAAGCAACCGGCCUCUUUUAUUGGACACCGUACAGACUACUGACAGUUGGUCCUGGCUAGAAAGAUUUGAUAUUGCCAACAGACAACUGGCGAGUUUCGCCAACUGCAACCAGUCACAUCCAGUCAAAAUUGCCAUUCUCGACACUGGCUGCAACAUGGACGAUCCUUUUUUCGCAGGUCCCGGGAUUUACCGCGCCGAUCCAACUGUGAGGUGGAUUGACUUCGUAGACGGAACUCUUGAACCAGUUGACGAAGACCAAGAACAACACGGCACAGCUCUUACAUGCUUGUUACUGCGACUAGCUCCCGACGCUACUAUCUUUGUUGCUCGUGUUGCAAGAGAUUCCGAUGGCCUUUCAGUGGCCAGAGAAAUUGUAGCAAAGGCGGGUCAAUCUCAUUACCAUUCUACAUUCGCUUCUAGCUACUUUGGGCUAAUAAUAUGUUCUCAGGCUAUAUUGCAUGCUGUUCGAGAGUGGGAUGUUGAUAUCAUCUCCAUGUCAUUUGGCUUUAGCGAUCAAGUCAUGUCAAUUGUCGAUGCGAUGGAACAGGCUAAGAGGAUAAAAGAGGGUAGGUUGCUAUUUUUCGCGGCUGCCAACAACGACGGGCUAAACGGACCCGAAAUGUUCCCCGCACUCUAUGAAUCCGUCAUCUCUGUUCGAGGCACAAACUAUGACGGGUCAUUUAUUGCACAGUAUGAUCCCAAAACAUGGGGCCACAAGGAGGGGUCACACUGCGGCACGCUAGCACGCGAUGUGUACUGGGGGUGGGUGCAAGACGAGAGUUUCAUGAAAUCAGGCUGCUCGGUAGCAACACCUAUAAUGGUUGCGAUAGCGGCUGGACUGAUAUCAUUCGUGGAACAGGAAACGCACCUAAUACACCACAGAAAUCUCAUUCGGACCAGGCGGGGAAUGCUGUCUGUUUUCAAUCAUAUGGCUGAUGGACAACCUGAAAGGAGCCGAAGAGUCUAUUUGGCGCCAUGGCAACUGUUCAAGAACAAUCAGUCUCCACGGAGUCUGGUCGAAUAUGCGCUGUCUCUACUACCACAGAUAACUGCGGCUUAG
Messenger RNA from Ilyonectria robusta, 2253 nucleotides. Its product is annotated as peptidase S8/S53 domain-containing protein. NCBI's taxonomy places the organism in Eukaryota, Fungi, Ascomycota, Sordariomycetes, Hypocreales, Nectriaceae. Gene Ontology annotation, biological process: proteolysis. The record is from RefSeq and is a predicted model, not a curated record. The transcript is spliced from 2 exons. Gene Ontology annotation, molecular function: serine-type endopeptidase activity. Bases 1 to 2253 code for a protein of 750 amino acids.